UGGCCUGGAAAAAGACGAACUUCCAGUCGCCGGCUUCCAUUCAGCGGCGCUCGUCACUUAAAAGCUCGACCAUUCAGCCAUAAGGGCUCAAACGCAGUCCAGUUGGAGGCCAGAACGGAUCGUCGCCGCCAGAACGGAUUCCCAAGACUGUCAAUCCAGACAUUCAGAGAUAUCCCCCACCAAGUCCAGCUGCAAAACGUUUUAGACCGAACCAGACUCCAGAGCUCCAGAGACGGACGGAACAUGUCGCUGAUACCGUUUAUACUCGAUUUGGCCGAGGAGUUGCACGACUUUAAUCGCAGCCUGGCCAUGGAAAUUGAUGAUUCUGCAGGUGUUUUUCCGUUGGACACCGGAUCUGUGCCGGCACAGAUGCGACGAUACGGUAGUGGGGGCGGUGGGAUGAUGUGGGUGCCCAUUAAGGGUCAGCAGGCGCAGCAGCAUCGCCAUCAUCCAUAUAGUCGCGUGGCCGGUGCGAAAACCGUCUGCUGCAAUAAGCCAAUUUUGGAACUGGAAAAGGAGAUGAGCGAGAAGGGUGGUGGAAGUGGUAGUGGAAGUCCAACUGGAAGUGGAAGUGUUAGUGUAGCCGCCCAGCCAGUGGUUAGCAAAUCAUCGUACUCCGUGGUGAAUCGAAAUGGCUUCCAGGUGAGCAUGAACGUGAAGCAGUUCACCGCCAGCGAGCUGACCGUGAAGACCAUCGACAACUGCAUCGUGGUUGAGGGCCAGCACGACGAUAAGGAGGACGGCCACGGAGUGAUCUCGCGCCACUUCAUCCGGAAAUACGUCCUGCCCAAGGGAUACGAUCCCGCCGAGGUCCAUUCGACUCUCUCUUCCGAUGGCAUUUUAACGGUAAAGGCUCCGCCGCCAGCCCCCACCCCGAAAGGGGCAGCUGAGCAUCAAGUGCGCGUCGUGGAUAUCCAGAUGCAGUGCCGAGAGAAAGAUGCAGUAAAGCCGGCACCAGCCGAGGGAGAGCAGACAGCAGCAGCCAGCAGUGCUACCGCUCUCACUUCCAGCAAUGGAACAGAGACAGAGUCGGAAGCAGUGGCGGUGGCGGCGGCCUCUCCUGCUCCCGCGCCUGCACGCGCUCCGACACCCACUUCCUCUCCCGUUGAGGCUGCAGCCGUGGAAGCCACCACUACUACUUCCAGCACUUCCACUUCUUCCAACAAUGGCGUGCCAGAGCCCAUGGAAGAGGAAGCCAAAUCCGAGGCGGCCAAAGAGGAGAAGCCCCCACUCGCCUCUUCCAACUCAUCCAUCCCGGUGGUGAGCAGCAGCGAGGGCGGUGAGGAGCCCAAGGCCUCCUCGGAUGAUACUCUUACCUCCAAUAACGGUAACGGAGCCACCGAGCCGGAAGCAACGCCCCCCGCUACCGCUGGCGAGGAUGCGGAGAUGAAGGAAGCCGGCGCCACCGACACUGAGGCCGACAGCAAAGUGGAGACGGAGAGCAAGGUGGAGGAGGUGGUGGUGGAGAAGCCACCCAAAGCCGGUGGCGGUGAGGAACUGGCCGCCGUAGACGCAGCCAUCCUUCUGGCCAAAAACAGCCAGGCCGAGAACGGCGCUGCUGCCGCCAAGGUCGUCGAGGAGUUGGCCAAGUGAAGACUGAACUAACUGAAGAAAAAAAAAAAACGAAAAAAUAAGUAAAAUAAUAGUACGAGUAUGCGUGCGUUUUAUUCCAUAAAUGUUUUUUGUGUUUUCUUUUGUAUUUCACACAAGAAACAGUCUAGAAAUAGAAGCUUAAAAGGAAACCGGACACUCAAUUACUAAGCGAUUACCGAGCGCUGCGAGAUAAAAGAUAGUAUGAUUUCCUAAAACAUAUGUGACAAAAACACUAUAGGUAUUCCACUAAAAAUUAAUAAUAAAAAGAAAAACACGAAUUAUUGUACUUAACAAUAAAAUGGAAAAAAAAAUAAAUAAGAAAAUAAAGCGAGUACGCAAUAUUGCA
Drosophila bipectinata is the source of this 1939-nucleotide messenger RNA. It is a transcript of the gene Hsp67Ba, whose product is annotated as Heat shock gene 67Ba. Gene Ontology annotation, biological process: response to heat; protein refolding. Lineage: Eukaryota; Metazoa; Arthropoda; Insecta; Diptera; Drosophilidae. Gene Ontology annotation, cellular component: cytoplasm; nucleus. The record is from RefSeq and is a predicted model, not a curated record.